AUGCGCAUCAUCGUCAAAGGCGGCAUAUGGAAGAACACAGAGGAUGAGAUCCUCAAAGCUGCUGUCUCCAAGUAUGGCAAGAAUCAAUGGGCUCGCAUCUCGUCGCUUCUCGUGCGCAAGACGCCCAAGCAGUGCAAAGCUAGAUGGUACGAAUGGCUUGAUCCGUCCAUCAAAAAAGUCGAGUUCAGCAAGGAUGAGGACGAGAAACUCCUUCACCUCGCCAAGCUCAUGCCGACCCAAUGGCGCACGAUAGCACCCAUCGUCGGUCGCACGGCCACACAGUGUCUCGAGCGAUAUCAGAAGUUACUGGACGAUGCCGAACAGAGAGAUAAUGAAGAGCUUGGCCUGACGGGCGUGGGAGCAGAGGCCGGCCCUUCUGCAGAUGAUGUCAGGCGACUCCGACCGGGCGAAGUCGAUCCUGAUCCAGAGACGAGAGCUGCUCGACCUGAUCCUAUCGAUAUGGACGAGGAUGAGAAAGAGAUGUUGUCGGAGGCGAGAGCACGGUUGGCUAACACGCAGGGCAAGAAAGCCAAGCGGAAAGCUAGAGAGCGUCAGCUCGAAGAGGCCCGCCGCCUGGCGAUGCUCCAGAAGAAGCGUGAACUCAAGGCAGCAGGCAUCGGGAUGAGGACCAAGCAUAAAGGCGGCAUGGACUAUAAUGCUGAUAUACCUUUCGAGAAACGACCUGCUCCGGGCUUCUACGAUACAACAGAUGAAGCCAACCGACCCGGCGUCGCUCCCGUUGGUAAAUCGCUGCAACAGCUCGAAGGCAAACGCAAAAAGGACGAUGAGGAGGAGGAUCGCCGCAAGAGACAGAAGCGCGCCGCAGCUGCUGCUGCCAAUCCGGAUGGAGCCGCAAUGGCCCAUUUCGUUGCGGAGAAAGAUGCUCAGAUACAACGAAUGAAAGAACAAGAACAGAUAAGCAGGCGAAGGCGGCUCGACCUGCCGACGCCCCAAGUAGGUGAAGUCGAGAUUGAGCAGAUCGUCAAGCUGGGUCAGGCCGGCGAGACGGCACGGACGCUAGUCGAUGAUGCGAGCAAUGAAGCGAGCAAGGGUCUGUUGGGCGAAGAGGCUUCGGUACUCGAUUCUGUCAGGACUGCUCGAACGCCUAGGACCGCGCCACAGGCUGAUACCGUCCUGAAUGAGGCACGUAAUCUGCGCAAUCUCACGGCGCAGCAAACGCCUCUACUUGGCGAUGAGAACACACCACUGCAUGAGAUCGCUGGCAGAGGAUCAGGUUUCGAAGGAGCUACACCUCAGCGCCAGGUCAGCGCGACGCCCAAUCCUCUCGCAACGCCUUUGCGAUCUGCUCGCGGUCCCGGACCAGGCGAGACGCCCAGAGAUGAGAAGCGCCGGCUCCAAUCGGGUCGUGAUGCGCUCAAGGCUGGCUUCAUGCGCUUGCCUGCGCCCAAGAAUGACUUUGAGCUCGUCGAUCCUUCCGAACCGAGCGAGAGUGAUUCGAUUGCUACGAUGCGGCCCGAAGAUGCAGCGGAACGUGACGAGCGUCAGGCGGCGUACUUAGCAGAAGAGCAACGCAAGCAUCUCGCGCGACGCUCACAAGCUAUCAAGAAGGACUUGCCUCGACCUACUACAAUGGAUGCGACUGCACUGCUAGCCGGUCUCGAUAAGCCCUCGAGCGACAGAUCGCUCGAGCUCGAGCGACUCGUUACGCGAGAGAUGGUCUUGCUUCUACACAACGACGCUCAUCGGUACCCUGUGGCGGGUGGCCUUCGACCGGAUGCGCCUAUGCCUGUGGACGACUUGUCAGACGAAGCGCUUGCCAGUGCGAGAGCAGAAGUGCACAAGGACUUGGCCGGCGUCUUUGAUCUGCCGGGAGCGACGGAGGCUCAACUCGAGCGGCUCAUUGGCAGCUCUGUCGAUCACGAUCGCUUUCAAGCAACCUGGUCGGGCUCAAAAUCAGAAUUUGCAUACAGCGGCGCGUCGCAAGCAUACCUACCGAUCUCUGAUCUCUCUGAAGACGAUCGCAAAGCCGGCCUGGCAGCUUUGCUCGAACAGUGUCGUGAGAAAAUGACGAGCGACGCAGCACGUGCAGCAAAGACGGAGAAGAAGCUUGCAAAGACACUCGGGGGUUACCAAGCUCGCUCACGAACAUUGGGCGAUAAGCUGGUCAGCUCGACUGCCGAGCUCGAGACUGCGCUCGUUGAUCUCGCGACAUUCGAACGACUCGCGCUCAACGAAGACGGCUCGAUUGCAAGACGGAUCGAAUCGCUUACGACUGAUGUAGAGAAGCUGACCCGGAUACAACAAGAAGCCCAAGUCAAGUAUCGCGAUCUCGAGCUCGAGCACGCGACGAUACAGCAGAGGAUUGCAGAUGCAGAAGAAGAGCUGGCCAUGCGCGAGGCAGAAGCGAUCAACGAAGCUGCCAUGGCGGAGCAGACUUAG
This is a messenger RNA of Mixia osmundae IAM 14324, 2400 nucleotides long. RefSeq lists its product as uncharacterized. Gene Ontology annotation, biological process: mRNA splicing, via spliceosome. NCBI's taxonomy places the organism in Eukaryota, Fungi, Basidiomycota, Mixiomycetes, Mixiales, Mixiaceae. The coding region runs from base 1 to 2400 and encodes 799 amino acids. The record is from RefSeq and is a predicted model, not a curated record. The transcript is spliced from 10 exons. Gene Ontology annotation, cellular component: spliceosomal complex; Prp19 complex.